AUGCUGUCCCGAUUUCACCACUACCACGGCUCGAAUAUCGUCUUGUUCGAGGACAGCACUGUCGCUUAUCGAAAGACUAGUUUCGCUCACGGUUUAACGUUUAGUGAAAAACCUUUGUUGCCUGGCGAGAUAUUUUUAGUGGAGAUAGAGAAAACAGAACGCGGCUGGAGCGGGCAUAUGCGGCUGGGCCUGACUCUACUCGACCCGCAAAGCACGGCACUCGGAGAGAAAGGGUUGCCACAGUAUGCGUUACCAGAUCUUGCAAACACAGGCAUGUCCUGGAUAUUUCCGAUAUCCAAAUCGCAGAAUAAUGUUCUCAUUGAACUUAUAAAUCAAGGUACAAGCGGUCGACGAGAUAACGAACCUAGAGUGUCAAUCUUAGGAGAUUCUCACAAUGUACACACACCACGAGGAUAUGUCUCCAAACACACCCUACGUCCGCAGACGGCUAAGGGAUCUCCACAAGGCAUACUACCUAUGGAUGCAGGCAGUAGAAUCGGUGUUAUGUUUGUACCUUGUCCGAAGAAGUUUAAAGAUGAUCCCGAUUUGGCAGAAAUGCACUUUAUUAUUAACGGUGAGGAGCAGGGGCCGUGCACAAAAGCUAUUCCAUAUACAAGAGGUCCUUUACAUGCGGUUGUAGAUGUAUAUGGAACAACCAAACAAGUUAGGAUUAUUCAACUUUAUGGAGUAAAAACACUACAAAAUGUGUGUCGAGAUGCUAUACUUCAGUUCAUCCGAGGUAACUCAGUUAAGUCCCUACCGCUGCCACAGUGUCUGAAAGAGUUCUUGCUUUCAUAG
Molecule: messenger RNA, 798 nt
Organism: Leptosia nina
Lineage: Eukaryota; Metazoa; Arthropoda; Insecta; Lepidoptera; Pieridae
Source: the annotation of a GenBank genome assembly